UGGGUUUGGAUACAUGUGAAUAUUUUUUUAUAUUCUUUUUAAUUUUAUUAUCUGCACUACAAAAGGUGGAAUUAUGAAUCGGACAGAAAUAAUGUAUAUGGAGAUCGGCUGCUUCCUCUGCUGUUUUUGUGGCUGGGUACUGAACUGCUCCACUCUCCCCACUGAGUACUGGAACUUUUCAGAAGUGGGAGACGCUGUCGUGACCACAGUUAAUUAUUUCUCUAACCUGUGGAUGGACUGUGUUUCUGACACCACUGGAGUUUCUGACUGCAAGUAUUACCCCUCCAUGAUGGCACUGCCAGUUUUCCUGCACGUGUGCCGUGCUCUGACUAUAGUCUCAGUAAUCCUGGGGUUCUGGGGGGCUGUGUUGACCCUGAUUGGAAUGAAAUGCACUAAGAUUGGGGGCUCUGAACUCGCCAACGCCAGGGUGAUGUUUGCAGCAGCCCUUACCUACCUAGCAUCAGGGUUCAGUGGUAUGGUGGUGUAUUCCUGGUGGGGGCAUAAAACACGAGCUCAAUAUGUGGAUCAAAACUACAAACCGCAGAAAUUUGAAAUAGGUGCAGCAGUGUUCAUAGGCUGGGGAGGGUCGUCUCUGAUCAUCGCAGGAAGUGCUGUCAUGUGUUACUUCUCUGGAAAAGAGGGACUUCGCUCCAGUUCAAACAGGAGUCAGACGCCGACAGAGUCUUACAUCACAGCCACGUCCAGAGGUGGGUAUUUAACGGCUCCAACCAGAACCAUCUAUAUGAAGCCCGCCUCCUCCAGACACACCACCGUCAUCCUGCCGUCCAGAGUCCAAACAAGCCUGGAGAACAAGAGACUGAUACGACCACAAAGACCACAAACAGAAAUGCACAGAACCCACAACAACCGGAUAAACAGAACCUCAGCGCCUACGAACAUGGACUCAUACGUUUAACUGUGUUUAACUGCUGGAAGACUGAGAUGCACAAAGACGGAGAGAUAUGAGAUACGAUGGACGAGUUUAACAAUGUCACAAAAGCUUCUCGUCAGCGUUUUCCAUGUUUAUCCUGGACAGUUAUGGAUACAGAUCACUGAAUGCACCUUUCUGUAGUCAGAGUUUUAACCAUAUUUGGCACUCUGGGUCUCAAUAAGCUUGAUUUUCAAUGGCAAAAAUGUAAUUGGUUCCAGAUGGGGUUGCUGAGUGGUCCAGCAGUCUAAAUAAAGUGCUGUCAUGGUCAUGUAGCUUGCCAUCAGCUGCCAGAGCCCCGAGAGAGCACAAUUGACCUUGCUCUAUCUGGGUGUGUACAGUAGAUGACGGUCUUUUCCCUCAUUACUCCUAGGGUGAUGUGGAUCAGCACAAGACGUCUGUGAGCUGUUGUAUUGGUUUCAUGAUCAACAGAAAAAUGCCCAUACGACAAAAUGCAUCAGCUUUGGAACAUAGAACCACAGGUUUGUAUUACAGGUCAUUUUCUGGUUGGGGAAAGACUUUUAGACCUUUUUUAGUCCAAACAUGGGAACAUAUCUGGAUCAGUAUGGCUCUGACUAGAAAAUUAUGCCACAUAAAAUAAGUGAGCGACACCAUAUAGCAUGUAUUAUAACAGUCGUGAAAACUGUUAAAAACACUUUACUCUGUAUCUCCAAUUUACUACAGUUUGACUGUCCCUUCCAAAACAGCUGUGAAGUAUUACAGUGAUAUGAAAAAGUUUUUUGAUAAAUAUAUCAUAUAACAGAUGAACACAGUGAUAUUUGAGAAGUGAAAUGAGGUUAUAGGAAAGUUUUUACAGAGAUUAACUUACUAAACAAAAAGUGCUAAAAAUAUUCAAAUCAAUAAACGACAAGGGUGUGCAAAUUUAUGCACCUUCCUAAUUUAGUUUAAAGAAUUAUUGCACACUGUAAAUCCUAUAAACUUUAUUCCACUACCCAAAUAUCACUGUGUUCAUCUGCUAAAUGAUAUAUUUAACUGAAAUGUCUGAUCCCAACAAAUAAUGAUUUAUAAAGGAAAAUCAUGAAAAUGAUCAGGGGUGCCCAAAUGUUUUCAUACUACUGUAUAAAACAACAAGACUGUCAUUCUGUUGAUGUGUUUUAACCUGUCAUUUAUUCCUCUGUAAAUAAACUGCUCAUUUUAAGAA
Astyanax mexicanus (Mexican tetra) is the source of this 2090-nucleotide messenger RNA. RefSeq names its product claudin 10d (gene cldn10d). Bases 74 to 916 code for a protein of 280 amino acids. Gene Ontology annotation, biological process: bicellular tight junction assembly; cell adhesion. The transcript is spliced from 5 exons. Gene Ontology annotation, molecular function: structural molecule activity. The record is from RefSeq and is a predicted model, not a curated record. Lineage: Eukaryota; Metazoa; Chordata; Actinopteri; Characiformes; Acestrorhamphidae. Gene Ontology annotation, cellular component: plasma membrane; bicellular tight junction.